AUGCCUCCCAAGCGUCGGUCUCAGCGCCCGGGUUUAUUGUCAAGCGGCCGUCCACCAACCGUCAAAUCCAAGCAUGCGGCGUUGUCGGCCAAGGCCACGCGGACUCUCAUCCGCUCCCAUCAUCAACUCAUGAAAUCGCGGGCUCAGGCAGAGGCUGCGGGGGAUGAGGCUCGAGUGAGUAGCAUAAAUGCUCAAAUCGAAGCCUCCGGUGGCUUGGAGAGCUAUCAGAUUGCCAGCAAGCUAGGCCAGUCUGGGGAUCGAGGCGGUGAUUCCAGUAAGACCUUAGUGGACUGGAUCAAGCCCCAGCUCAAUGAAUGGAAAAAUACUCUCCCCAAAUUGCGGGUGCUCGAAGUUGGGGCGUUGAGUACGAAGAAUGUUUGUUCCAGGACCCCGGCCUUGGACGUGACUCGCAUCGACCUUAAUUCCCAGGAACCGGGUAUCUUAAAGCAAGAUUUUAUGGAACGCCCGUUACCAUCUACAGAAAUGGAGAAAUUCCAUAUCAUUAGUCUUUCAUUGGUGCUUAACUAUGUACCGGAUCCCGUGGGUCGGGGCGAUAUGCUCAAACGCUGUGUCCAGUUCUUGACAUCCGAAUGUCCCAUCUCCUUUGCCCCGACUCUCUUUUUCGUUCUUCCGGUGGCAUGUGUGGAUAACUCACGUUAUCUCACCGAGAAGAGACUUCUCGCCAUCUUAGAGAGUCUGGGCUUCCAUCUCGUACAAACAAGACGGACCUCCAAGCUCAUCUACCAAUUAUGGAAUCAUACUGGUGUUGUUUCCCCCCAGUCUUUCAAAAAGGAGAUGGUCAAUCCAGGCCAUAAAAGGAACAAUUUCGCUGUUGUCAUGCGCGAAAGCUGA
This is a messenger RNA of Penicillium verhagenii, 852 nucleotides long. Its product is annotated as 25S rRNA (adenine2142-N1)-methyltransferase. The coding region runs from base 1 to 852 and encodes 283 amino acids. Gene Ontology annotation, molecular function: rRNA (adenine) methyltransferase activity. Gene Ontology annotation, cellular component: nucleolus. The transcript has a single exon. Lineage: Eukaryota; Fungi; Ascomycota; Eurotiomycetes; Eurotiales; Aspergillaceae. The record is from RefSeq and is a predicted model, not a curated record.